AUGAACUUGAAAAGUUCAAGGACGUUCCGACGCCGAACAAAGUCAAGCACGAUAAAACGAGGGGUGCCUCGGCGAGCUGCUUUCGGGCUGGCUCAUGGGAAGCGGGCGUGGCGUCGACGCCCUUCUAGCCCCAAAUUCCAGGGCCAAUCCAGUUGCAGUACUCUACAAUGUCAUCGUGGGCAAAUGGCGUUUCCGGAAUCUCUUCCUCGCGUCGCCGUUGUAGGGUGUGGCCAAUGGGGCCGGAAUCUCGUGCGGAAUUUCGCCAAACUGCGAGUCUUGGAUGCUAUUGUUGACGCGAUUCCGUCUCGUGCAGACAAGGCAGCAGAACAAAUCCGAUCGCAAGGCUACGAGAAUUCUGUCAAAGCCCGCGAUUGGGAGAGCGUCUUGGCCGACCACUCGAUUACAGCUAUUGUGCUCGCGACACCGGCUCCACAGCACGCCGACAUGGCGAUUGCAGCGUUGGACGCUGGGAAACACGUCUUCGUUGAAAAACCAUUGGCACUAACAGUUGCUGACGGCGAGCGCAUCCUGGACGCGGCUCGCAAGGCGAGAAGGAUGGUGAUGGCGGGCCACAGCUUCCAAUACCACCCGGCUUUUGUGAAGCUGAAGGCACUCGUCGACGAGGGACAGCUUGGUCGCCUGCGGCACAUCCACUCGCGCCGGCUGGGGUUUGGGCGCAUUCGUCAUGAGGAAGAUGUCUUUUGGAAUCUCGCUCCUCACGACAUCUCGAUGAUUCUCGCCCUGGUUGGCGUUGGCCAAUAUCCCACAGUGGUCCAGGCUCAGGGGAUCGGACACCUGCGCCCGCACAUUGCAGAUGUGGCCAGCGCCGAUUUGACGUUUGCCAACGGGCUGCGCGCGCAGAUUCUGGUGUCGUGGAUGUAUCCCGAAAAGGAGCGCAAGUUGAUUGUUGUUGGAGAGCGGGCAAUGGCUGUGUUUGAUGACUGUGAGCCAUGGGAACGGAAACUACGUGUGUUCCAUCACCAUGUCGACUGGACGACCGGAUUUCCAGAGCCCCUGAAAGGCGAGACCAAAAUAGUACAAGUACUCAUGGCAAGCGGAGGGGGCGAACCGGAACCAGAAGCGCUGGCAUACGAAUGCGGCCAUUUCCUCGACUGUAUCCAGAGCGGCACAGAGCCUCUGACCGGCCUUGACGAAGCCCUGCCUGUUAUCCGCGUCCUCUGCGCGGUGGGCGAAAUAUUGCGCCAGGGCCAGAAGCCUGCCACGACUUCCACAUCUGCCAGUCUCAGCCCCGUGUUGCUGGCAGGAAGCAUCUCCGAGGACAAGGCAACAUGCACACCGGUUGGUGAGAAAGUGAAGAUUCCCAUUAUCGACCUUGCAGCUCAGAAAUGUAGGAUCAAGGACCGUCUGCGCGGGAUGCUUGCCAAAGUCCUCGACCACAUGCAGUUCGUAAUGGGCCCCGAAGUGGCAGAACUCGAGAACCGGCUCUGCGCAUACUCGGGCGCUGCCUCCGCUAUCACCUGUGCCAGCGGCACGGAUGCGUUGACGCUUGCGCUGUUGGCCCUGCGAGUGCAGCGAGGGGAUGCCGUGUUGGUUCCAGCCUUCACAUUUGUUGCAACCGUUGAGCCUGUGGUGCUGCUUGGUGCUGUGCCGGUAUUCGUCGAUGUCGAUCCCGAUAGCCUCACCAUCGACCCGGCCCUGGUCAAUGCAGGUGUUGCCGCUGCCCGCGAGGCAGGGCUGCGGCCAGUGGGCAUUAUCGCCGUGGAUCUUUUUGGCUAUCCCGCCAACUAUGAGGCCCUGCGCUUGGCUGCCGCAAGUGCACAAACAGAGAGCCUCUGGAUCAUCGCUGAUGCCGCCCAGAGUUUCGGUGCCAGCGUAGAUGGCCGCCGCGUUGGUACCUUGGCAGAUAUCACAACGACAAGCUUCUUCCCAUCAAAGCCGCUGGGUUGCUAUGGGGAUGGUGGCGCUGUCUUUACCGACAACGCAGAACUUGCUGCCAUACUACGAUCCUUACGUCUGCAUGGGCAAGGUGCGGAAAAGUUCGACAACGUUCGAGUUGGCUUAAACAGUCGGCUUGAUACCCUCCAGGCCGCCGUUCUACUUUGCAAGCUUGAUAUUUUAGGAAACGAGAUUGACUCCAGACAGCAAGUUGCAUCGCUUUACACUAGCAUUCUGCAAAACGCAGAUAUAGCACGCCCGCCUGUCCUGCGCGAAGGCGUUAUUUCGGCAUGGGCGUCAUACACAAUACGCACUACAGAACGUGCUUGCCUUGAGGCUCGUCUGAAGGCUCAGGGCGUUACAUCGGCCAUAUACUACCCCCGUCCUAUUCACAAACAACCCGCAUACCAGGCCUAUCCUGUCGCAAACGGGUCGUGUGCAGUCGCUGAGUGUGCUUGCAGCGAGGUUUUAAGCAUCCCUAUGCACCCCUAUCUCGAAGACAGCACACAAAAGCACAUUCUGGCAGCUAUGGACCACUGA
This is a messenger RNA of Hyaloscypha bicolor E, 2436 nucleotides long. RefSeq lists its product as uncharacterized. Gene Ontology annotation, biological process: polysaccharide biosynthetic process. Lineage: Eukaryota; Fungi; Ascomycota; Leotiomycetes; Helotiales; Hyaloscyphaceae. Gene Ontology annotation, molecular function: pyridoxal phosphate binding; transaminase activity; nucleotide binding. The record is from RefSeq and is a predicted model, not a curated record. The transcript has 3 exons. The coding region runs from base 1 to 2436 and encodes 811 amino acids.